Molecule: messenger RNA, 11631 nt
Organism: Astyanax mexicanus (Mexican tetra)
Lineage: Eukaryota; Metazoa; Chordata; Actinopteri; Characiformes; Acestrorhamphidae
Product: serine-rich adhesin for platelets-like
Exons: 38
Coding region: 84-10730 (3548 amino acids)
Source: RefSeq, a predicted model, not a curated record
AAACUGUAACUUCAAAAGAAAGAACAACAACACAUUCUGAAACUUCAAAGGCACAAACCACAGCUGAUUCUGGAACUUCAAACAUGAUCACAACAAAAUCUGAGACUUCAAAAGAAACCACAGCUGAUUCUGGAACUUCAUCUGAAACCUCAACAGAAACUGGAACUUCAAAAGAAAGAACAACAACACAUUCUGAAACUUCAAAGGGACAAACAACAGCUGAUUCUGGAACUUCUAACGUAAUCACAACAGAAUCUGGAACUUCAAAAGAAACAACAGCAGAUUCUGGAACUUCAAACAUAAUCACAACAAGAUCUGAGACUUCAAAAGAAACCACAGCUGAUUCUGGAACUUCAUCUGAAACAUCAACAGAAACUGUAACUUCAAAAGAAAGAACAACAACACAUUCUGAAACUUCAAAGGGACAGACAACAGCUGAUUCUGGAACUUCAUCUGAAACAUCAACAGAAACUGUAACUUCAAAAGAAAGAACAACAACACAUUCUGAAACUUCAAAGGGACAGACAACAGCUGAUUCUGGAACUUCAUCUGAAACAUCAACAGAAUCUGGAACUUCAAAAGAAAGAACAACAACACAUUCUGAAACUUCAAAGGGACAAACAACAGCUGAUUCUGGAACUUCAUCUGAAACAUCAACAGAAACUGGAACUUCAAAAGAAAGAACAACAACACAUUCUGAAACUUCAAAGGGACAAACAACAGCAGAUUCUGAAGCUUCAUCUGAAACAUCAAACGAAACGGUAACUUCAAAAGGUAAAACAACAUUAAUACCUAGGACAUCAAAUGAAAGAACAACAGAUUUCGCAACUUCAAAGGGCAGAACAACAGCGAAUUCUCCAACUUCAAAGGGCCGAACAACAGUUGAUUCUGGAGCUUCAUCUGAAACAACAACAAAACCUUUAACUACAAAAGAAAGAACAACAAAAGAAUCUAAAACUUCAAAAGGAAACACAGCUGAUUCUGGAACUGCAUCUGAAACAACAACAAAACCUUUAACUACAAAAGAAAGAACAACAAAAGAAUCUGAAACUUCAAAGGGAAGAGCAACAGCAGAUUCUCAAACAACAGCUGAUUCUGGAGCUUCAUCUGGAACAACAAAAAAAACUGUUACUUCAAAAGAAAGAACAACAACAGAUUGUGAAACUUCAAAGGGACAAACAACAGCAGAUUCUAGAACAUCAAAGGGAAGAACAUCAGCAAAGUCUUGGUCAUCAAAUGAAAGCCCAACAGCAGAAUCAAAUGAAUCUGUAACUACAAAAGAAACAACGUCAACAUUGAGAACUUCAAAAGGAAAAACAACAACAAUUUCUGUAACUUCAAAGGGAAGAACAACCACAGAUUAUAGACCAUCAAAGGGAAGAACAUCAGCAAAGUCUUGGUCAUCAAAUGAAAGCCCAACAGCAGAAUCUGGAAGUUCAAAAGAAACAUCAUUUGAAUCUGAAACUUCCUCUGAGACAUCAAAUGAAUCUGUAACUACAAAAGAAAGAACAACAUCAAAAUCGAGAACUUCAAAAGGAAAAACAACAGCAGUUUCUGUAACUUCAAAGGGAAGGACAACCGCAGAUUCUAGACCAUCAAAGGGAAGAACAUCAGCAGAAUCUUGGUCAUCAAAUGAAAGCCCAUCAAUAGAAUCUGGAAGUUCAGAAGAAACGUCAGUUGAAUCUGAAACGUCAGCUGAAACAUCAAAUGAAUCUGUAACUCCAAAUGUAAGAACAACAUCAAAAGGAAAAACAACAGAAGCUAAAACUUCAAAAGGAAGAACAGAAGCUGUAACUUCAAAAGGAAGAACAGAAGCUGUAACUUCACAAGGAAAAACAACAGAAGCUAAAACUUCAAAAGGAAGAACAGAAGCUGUAACUUCACAAGUUAAAACAGAAGCUGUAACUUCAAAAGGAAGAACAGAAGCUGUAACUUCACAAGGAAAAACAACAGAAGCUAAAACUUCAAAAGGAAAAACAACAGCAGUUUCUGUAACUUCAAAGGGAAGAACAUCAAAAUCUGGGUCAUCAGCUGAAAGCACAACAGCAGAAUCUGGAAUUUCAAAAGAUACAACGUCACUUGAAUCUGAAGCUUCAUCUGAAACAUCAAACGAAACGGUAACUUCAAAAGGUAAAACAACAUUAAUACCUAGGACAUCAAAUGAAAGAACAACAGAUUUCGCAACUUCAAAGGGCAGAACAACAGCGAAUUCUCCAACUUCAAAGGGCCGAACAACAGUUGAUUCUGGAGCUUCAUCUGAAACAACAACAAAACCUUUAACUACAAAAGAAAGAACAACAAAAGAAUCUAAAACUUCAAAAGGAAACACAGCUGAUUCUGGAACUGCAUCUGAAACAACAACAAAACCUUUAACUACAAAAGAAAGAACAACAAAAGAAUCUGAAACUUCAAAGGGAAGAGCAACAGCAGAUUCUCAAACAACAGCUGAUUCUGGAGCUUCAUCUGGAACAACAAAAAAAACUGUUACUUCAAAAGAAAGAACAACAACAGAUUGUGAAACUUCAAAGGGACAAACAACAGCAGAUUCUAGAACAUCAAAGGGAAGAACAUCAGCAAAGUCUUGGUCAUCAAAUGAAAGCCCAACAGCAGAAUCAAAUGAAUCUGUAACUACAAAAGAAACAACGUCAACAUUGAGAACUUCAAAAGGAAAAACAACAACAAUUUCUGUAACUUCAAAGGGAAGAACAACCACAGAUUAUAGACCAUCAAAGGGAAGAACAUCAGCAAAGUCUUGGUCAUCAAAUGAAAGCCCAACAGCAGAAUCUGGAAGUUCAAAAGAAACAUCAUUUGAAUCUGAAACUUCCUCUGAGACAUCAAAUGAAUCUGUAACUACAAAAGAAAGAACAACAUCAAAAUCGAGAACUUCAAAAGGAAAAACAACAGCAGUUUCUGUAACUUCAAAGGGAAGGACAACCGCAGAUUCUAGACCAUCAAAGGGAAGAACAUCAGCAGAAUCUUGGUCAUCAAAUGAAAGCCCAUCAAUAGAAUCUGGAAGUUCAGAAGAAACGUCAGUUGAAUCUGAAACGUCAGCUGAAACAUCAAAUGAAUCUGUAACUCCAAAUGUAAGAACAACAUCAAAAGGAAAAACAACAGAAGCUAAAACUUCAAAAGGAAGAACAGAAGCUGUAACUUCAAAAGGAAGAACAGAAGCUGUAACUUCACAAGGAAAAACAACAGAAGCUAAAACUUCAAAAGGAAGAACAGAAGCUGUAACUUCACAAGUUAAAACAGAAGCUGUAACUUCAAAAGGAAGAACAGAAGCUGUAACUUCACAAGGAAAAACAACAGAAGCUAAAACUUCAAAAGGAAAAACAACAGCAGUUUCUGUAACUUCAAAGGGAAGAACAUCAAAAUCUGGGUCAUCAGCUGAAAGCACAACAGCAGAAUCUGGAAUUUCAAAAGAUACAACGUCACUUGAAUCUGAAGCUUCAUCUGAAACAUCAAACGAAACGGUAACUUCAAAAGGUAAAACAACAUUAAUACCUAGGACAUCAAAUGAAAGAACAACAGAUUUCUCAACUUCAAAGGGCAGAACAACAGCGAAUUCUCCAACUUCAAAGGGCCGAACAACAGUUGAUUCUGGAGCUUCAUCUGAAACAACAACAAAACCUUUAACUACAAAAGAAAGAACAACAAAAGAAUCUAAAACUUCAAAAGGAAACACAGCUGAUUCUGGAACUGCAUCUGAAACAACAACAAAACCUUUAACUACAAAAGAAAGAACAACAAAAGAAUCUGAAACUUCAAAGGGAAGAGCAACAGCAGAUUCUCAAACAACAGCUGAUUCUGGAGCUUCAUCUGGAACAACAAAAAAAACUGUUACUUCAAAAGAAAGAACAACAACAGAUUGUGAAACUUCAAAGGGACAAACAACAGCAGAUUCUAGAACAUCAAAGGGAAGAACAUCAGCAAAGUCUUGGUCAUCAAAUGAAAGCCCAACAGCAGAAUCAAAUGAAUCUGUAACUACAAAAGAAACAACGUCAACAUUGAGAACUUCAAAAGGAAAAACAACAACAGUUUCUGUAACUUCAAAGGGAAGAACAACCACAGAUUCUAGACCAUCAAAGGGAAGAACAUCAGCAAAGUCUUGGUCAUCAAAUGAAAGCCCAACAGCAGAAUCUGGAAGUUCAAAAGAAACAUCAUUUGAAUCUGAAACUUCCUCUGAGACAUCAAAUGAAUCUGUAACUACAAAAGAAAGAACAACAUCAAAAUCGAGAACUUCAAAAGGAAAAACAACAGCAGUUUCUGUAACUUCAAAGGGAAGGACAACCGCAGAUUCUAGACCAUCAAAGGGAAGAACAUCAGCAGAAUCUUGGUCAUCAAAUGAAAGCCCAUCAAUAGAAUCUGGAAGUUCAGAAGAAACGUCAGUUGAAUCUGAAACGUCAGCUGAAACAUCAAAUGAAUCUGUAACUCCAAAUGUAAGAACAACAUCAAAAGGAAAAACAACAGAAGCUAAAACUUCAAAAGGAAGAACAGAAGCUGUAACUUCAAAAGGAAGAACAGAAGCUGUAACUUCACAAGGAAAAACAACAGAAGCUAAAACUUCAAAAGGAAGAACAGAAGCUGUAACUUCACAAGUUAAAACAGAAGCUGUAACUUCACAAGGAAGAACAGAAGCUGUAACUUCACAAGGAAAAACAACAGAAGCUAAAACUUCAAAAGGAAGAACAGAAGCUGUAACUUCACAAGGAAAAACAACAGAAGCUAAAACUUCAAACGGAAGAACAGAAGCUGUAACUUCACAAGUUAAAACAGAAGCUGUAACUUCACAAGGAAGAACAGAAGCUGUAACUUCACAAGGAAGAACAGAAGCUGUAACUUCACAAGGAAAAACAGAAGCUGUAACUUCAAAAGGAAGAACAGAAGCUGUAACUUCACAAGGAAGAACAGAAGCUGUAACUUCAAAAGGAAGAACAGAAGCUGUAACUUCACAAGGAAGAACAGAAGCUGUAACUUCAAAAGGAAGAACAGAAGCUGUAACUUCACAAGGAAAAACAACAGAAGCUAAAACUUCAAAAGGAAGAACAGAAGCUGUAACUUCACAAGUUAAAACAGAAGCUGUAACUUCAAAAGGAAGAACAGAAGCUGUAACUUCACAAGUUAAAACAGAAGCUGUAACUUCACAAGGAAGAACAGAAGCUGUAACUUCACACGGAAGAACAGAAGCUGUAACUUCACACGGAAGAACAGAAGCUGUAACUUCACAAGGAAAAACAGAAGCUGUAACUUCACAAGGAAGAACAGAAGCUGUAACUUCAAAAGGAAGAACAGAAGCUGUAACUUCACAAGGAAAAACAACAGAAGCUAAAACUUCAAAAGGAAGAACAGAAGCUGUAACUUCACAAGUUAAAACAGAAGCUGUAACUUCACAAGGAAGAACAACAGAAGCUGUAACACAACAAACCUUAACAAUCAGUAAAUGCAACAUGUUAAUCUCCACAAUGGAUAAAAGUGCAGCUAAUAGAUCUUCAUCAGAGGGAUUUUUGAAUAUAUCUCAAGUAGCUGAUCUAGCCUUGGGUUCUGCAGGAGGACACAACACAGAAAUCAUCAAGCAAAUAUUUUAUUGUCUGAAGGAAGAAAAUACUUUGCAAGAAUUCUUGGAAACUCUGUGCAAUAAAUCAAAGACUAUAGAACCUGCGGUGAGGGACUUCAUGAUGAAUCAGACAUUUGGUAUAAUCAGUGCUCAGUUCUCCCAGUUCUCCAGAGCUGAUUGGAAUGACUGGUUUUGUAUCAGACUGGUUCCUCUCCUCCCCAGUCUGACUGCAGAGAUGCUAAAAACUAUAGUAGCAAAGGUCGACUGUGGCGUUUACCAAAUAAUAGUUCAAGGCUUGAACAUGGCAUUUGAGAACAUGCCUUUGAGUUCUCAGAAGGACAUCACGCUUGUUCUGGUGAAUUACCUGAAGCAGUCUCAGAAACUCAAUGGUUCAGGCACACCUUGCAAAUCGGACACUAAUAAUUCCAAUGCUUGGCUUUUGAUCAACUUCGGCAAAUUCUACAUCCAUGCUAAUCUGGUUGAUCUGCAGCUGCUCAAUCCUGAUUUGAUUAAGAAUACGACCCAAGUCUCUUAUCUGAACAUCAGUUCUGAAGCACUUCAGAAUGCAGAUAUGAUGAAAGUGGUUUUUGAUCGUCUGAAGGAAGGCAAUGCUUUGAAGAACGUUCAAGAGUUCCUGAUGGUUCUUUCUAACGUCUCAAAGACGAUACAAAUAAAUCCUGUGGUGAGGGACUUCAUGAUGAAUCAGACAUUUGGUAUAAUCAGUGCUCAGUUCUCCCAGUUCUCCAGAGCUGAUUGGAAUGACUGGUUUUGUAUCAGACUGGUUCCUCUCCUCCCCAGUCUGACUGCAGAGAUGCUAAAAACCAUAGUAGCAAAGGUCGACUGUGGAGUUUACCAAAUAAUAGUUCAAGGCUUGAACGUGGCAUUUGAGAACAUGCCUUUGAGUUCUCAGAAGGACAUCACGCUUGUUCUGGUGAAUUACCUGAAGCAGUCUCAUAAACUCAAUGGUUCAGGCACACCUUGUAAAUCGGACACUAGUAAUUCCAAUGCUUGGCUUUUGAUCAACUUCGGCAAAUUCUACAUCCAUGUCAAUCUGGAUGAUCUGCAGCUGCUCAAUCCUGAUUUGAUUAAGAAUACGACCCAAGUCUCUUAUCUGAACAUCAGUUCUGAAGCACUUCAGAAUGCAGAUAUGAUGAAAGUGGUUUUUGACCGUCUGAAGGAAGGCAAUGCUUUGAAGAACGUUCAAGAGUUCCUGACGGUUCUUUCUAACGUCUCAAAGACGAUACAAAUAAAUCCUGUGGUGAGGGACUUCAUGAUGAAUCAGACAUUUGGUAUAAUCAGUGCUCAGUUCUCCCAGUUCUCCAGAGCUGAUUGGAAUGACUGGUUUUGUAUCAGACUGGUUCCUCUCCUCCCCAGUCUGACUGCAGAGAUGCUAAAAACCAUAGUAGCAAAGGUCAACUGUGGCAUUUACCAAAUAAUAGUUCAAGGCUUGAACAUGGCAUUUGAGAACAUGCCUUUGAGUUCUCAGAAGGACAUCACCCUUGUUCUGGUGAAUUACCUGAAGCAGUCUCAGAAACUCAAUGGUUCAGGCACACCUUGCAAAUCGGACACUAAUAAUUCCAAUGCUUGGCUUUUGAUCAACUUCGGCAAAUUCUACAUCCAUGUCAAUCUGGAUGAUCUGCAGCUGCUCAAUCCUGAUUUGAUUAAGAAUACGACCCAAGUCUCUUAUCUGAACAUCAGUUCUGAAGCACUUCAGAACGCAGAUAUGAUGAAAGUGGUUUUUGACCGUCUGAAGGAAGGCAAUGCUUUGAAGAACGUUCAAGAGUUCCUGACGGUUCUUUCUAACGUCUCAAAGACGAUACAAAUAAAUCCUGUGGUGAGGGACUUCAUGAUGAAUCAGACAUUUGGUAUAAUCAGUGCUCAGUUCUCCCAGUUCUCCAGAGCUGAUUGGAAUGACUGGUUUUGUAUCAGACUGGUUCCUCUCCUCCCCAGUCUGACUGCAGAGAUGCUAAAAACCAUAGUAGCAAAGGUCAACUGUGGCAUUUACCAAAUAAUAGUUCAAGGCUUGAACAUGGCAUUUGAGAACAUGCCUUUGAGUUCUCAGAAGGACAUCACGCUUGUUCUGGUGAAUUACCUGAAGCAGUCUCAGAAACUCAAUGGUUCAGGCACACCUUGCAAAUCGGACACUAAUAAUUCCAAUGCUUGGCUUUUGAUCAACUUCGGCAAAUUCUACAUCCAUGUCAAUCUGGAUGAUCUGCAGCUGCUCAAUCCUGAUUUGAUUAAGAAUACGACCCAAGUCUCUUAUCUGAACAUCAGUUCUGAAGCACUUCAGAACGCAGAUAUGAUGAAAGUGGUUUUUGACCGUCUGAAGGAAGGCAAUGCUUUGAAGAACGUUCAAGAGUUCCUGACGGCUCUUUCUAACGUCUCAAAGACGAUACAAAUAAAUCCUGUGGUGAGGGACUUCAUGAUGAAUCAGACAUUUGGUAUAAUCAGUGCUCAGUUCUCCCAGUUCUCCAGAGCUGAUUGGAAUGACUGGUUUUGUAUCAGACUGGUUCCUCUCCUCCCCAGUCUGACUGCAGAUAUGCUAAAAACCAUAGUAGCAAAGGUCGACUGUGGCGUUUACCAAAUAAUAGUUCAAGGCUUGAACAUGGCAUUUGAGAACAUGCCUUUGAGUUCUCAGAAGGACAUCACCCUUGUUCUGGUGAAUUACCUGAAGCAGUCUCAGAAACUCAAUGGUUCAGGCACACCUUGCAAAUCGGACACUAAUAAUUCCAAUGCUUGGCUUUUGAUCAACUUCGGCAAAUUCUACAUCCAUGUUAAUCUGGUUGAUCUACAGCUGCUCAAUCCUGAUUUGAUUAAGAAUACGACCCAAGUCUCUUAUCUGAACAUCAGUUCUGAAGCACUUCAGAACGCAGAUAUGAUGAAAGUGGUUUUUCACCGUCUGAAGGAAGGCAAUGCUUUGAAGAACGUUCAAGAUUUCCUGACGGCUCUUUCUAACGUCUCAAAGACGAUACAAAUAAAUCCUGCGGUGAGGGACUUCAUGAUGAAUCAGACAUUUGGUAUAAUCAGUGCUCAGUUCUCCCAGUUCUCCAGAGCUGAUUGGAAUGACUGGUUUUGUAUCAGACUGGUUCCUCUCCUCCCCAGUCUGACUGCAGAGAUGCUAAAAACCAUAGUAGCAAAGGUCGACUGUGGCGUUUACCAAAUAAUAGUUCAAGGCUUGAACAUGGCAUUUGAGAACAUGCCUUUGAGUUCUCAGAAGGACAUCACCCUUGUUCUGGUGAAUUACCUGAAGCAGUCUCAGAAACUCAAUGGUUCAGGCACACCUUGCAAAUCAGACACUAAUAAUUCCAAUGCUUGGCUUUUGAUCAACUUUGGCAAAUUCUACAUCCAUGCUAAUCUGGUUGAUCUACAGCUGCUCAAUCCUGAUUUGAUUAAGAAUACGACCCAAGUCUCUUAUCUGAACAUCAGUUCUGAAGCACUUCAGAACGCAGAUAUGAUGAAAGUGGUUUUUGAUCGUCUGAAGGAAGGCAAUGCUUUGAAGAAUGUUCAAGAUUUCCUGUCGGCUCUUUCUGACGUCUCAAAGACGAUACAAAUAAAUCCUGUGGUGAGGGACUUCAUGAUGAAUCAGACAUUUGGUAUAAUCAGUGCUCAGUUCUCCCAGUUCUCCAGAGCUGAUUGGAAUGACUGGUUUUGUAUCAGACUGGUUCCUCUACUCCCCAGUCUGACUGGAGAGAUGUUAAAAACCAUAGUAGCGAAGGUCGACUGUGGAGUUUACCAAAUAAUUGUUAAAGGCUUGAACAUGGCAUUUGAGAACAUGCCUUUGAGUUCUCAGAAGAACAUCACACUUGUUUUGUUGAAUUACCUGAAGAAUUCCUGGAAACUCAGUGGUUCAGACUCACGUUGUGGAUCUGACACCAUUACCUCCACGGAUUGGCUUUUGGCAAACUUUGGCAAAUACUGUGUCCAUGUAAGUUUGGAAGAUCUACAGUCAAUCAAUCCUGAGUUUUCUAAGCUUCCAUCGCUGGGACUGUUCAAGGAGUCUCAGGUCUACUACCUGAACAUAAGUGGAUCUGGAUCCAGUCAGAACACAGAUAUGAUCAAAGCUGUUUUUGACCAGAUAAAGGAAGGCAAUGCUUUGACAAAUCUUCAGCAGUUUUUGGGGGCUUUUGCAAAUAGCUCAAAGACAGUACAACUGCAACCUGCGCUGACUGACUUAAUGAUGAAUCAGACGUUUGGCAUAAUCAGCAGUUAUUUCUCAAGCUUUUCCAGAGCUGAGUGGGAUGACUGGUUUUGUGUUAAACUGGUUCCUCUUUUCCCCAGUUUGACUUCAGAAAUGCUAAAAACAAUAUUAGCAAAGGUCGACUGCAGCACUUACCAAAUAAUUGUUAAAGGGCUGGACAUGGCUUUUGACAAAAUGUCUCUGAGUAAACAGAAGGACAUCACACUAGUUUUGAUGAAUUACAUGAAACAGUCUCAGAAAGUCAGUGGAUCAGGCUUACCCUGUAGAUCCGAUACCAAUACUUCCACUGCCUGGCUUUUGGUAAACUUUGGCAAAUUCUCUAUCCAUGCAAGUUCGGACGAUCUGCAGUCACUCAGUCCUGAUUUUUCUAAGGUUCCAUCACUGGGAUUAUAUAAUGUGUCUCAAGUCUAUUAUCUGAACAUGAGUUCUGAAGCACUUCAAAACACAGAUGCGAUAAAAGUGGUUUUUGACCGUUUGAAGGAAGGUGAUGCUUUGAAGAAUCUUCAAGCGUUUUUGGCGGCUCUUGCUAACAGCUCAAAGACUUUACAAUCACAACCCUUGGCGAGGGACUUCAUAAUGAAUCAGACAUUUGGCAUAAUCAGCAGUCGAUUCUCCAACUUCUCAAGAGCUGAUUGGAAUGACUGGUUUUGUAGUAAACUGGUUCCUCUCCUCCCCAGUCUGACUGGAAAUAUGUUAAAAUCUACAUUAACAAAGGUCGACUGUGGCGUUUACCAAAUAAUUGUUAAAGGACUGAACAUGACAUAUGAGAACAUGAGUGGGAGUAAACAGAAGGAAAUCACACUUGCUUUGGUGAAUUACCUGAAGGACAUGCAGAAAAUCAAUAGUUCAGGUAUACCUUGCAGCUCCACCACUAACACUUACACUGACUGGGUUUUAGCCAACUUUGGCAAAUACUCCACCAGUGUGAGUCAGGAAGAUCUGCAGUUGCUUAAUAAAGGUUUCUUUAAGAUGACAUAAAUGGAGUUUACAUUUAAAAAUGACUGAAAUUCCAACUUUCACUACAUCUGAAACAAUGGCAAGAGCUGGGACUGGAUUUUUUAAAGAAAAAAAUGCCACAUGCUGUGAAUACAUUUUGCUGUUUUAAUUGUUGAGUAUAUUUACAUUUCUACACUAAAUAUCAAAACAUUCUAUGCCACAGCCGAAACUGCUCUCCUACUUUUUCACAAAUACUUGUGCAAAAGUAACCACUAUUAUGUCUGUAUUAUCCAUUUCCAUUCCAUUUUCCAUUUUUCCUGUCCACCAAUUAGUCUAGUACUUAAUCACCUAAGAAUUUAAUGUGAUUUGCUGUGAUUAGUCAUAUAUCAAUUAUUUAUUAUGUAAUCAAACAAAAUUUUAAAUCACAUAUAUUUAUAGUUACUUUCCUCACAUAUUAAAGUAUAUUAUAUUUAUUUUAGUGAAACAUGAUUAUAUUUUGGGUUAUGGGUGGUCCUGGUCAUAUAUCUCAUGUUAGAUUAUCUUUGUUUAGUCUGGUCUGCACAGCUGACAUUCAAAACCAUAGCAUCUGCACGGUUUGAAUGAGUUGUUUUACAUAGAAUCAUAGUACAAAGCACUUCAGAAUUAAAAUGUGUGUAUUUUGGGAUAGUUAGUCAAUUCUUACUCUUUGAGGGAACUUGACAGGCGAUCUAAAGUCUUGAAGUUUGAGUUUGUGUACCGACAGUCAAUGCUUUGUUGUAUCCAGGUAAUGAAUGCUAAAACAAUUUAACAUUUCUUAUUUGUAACUUAUUUUCUGAUAUUAUUUUGUUAUUAUGACACUAAUCAUUAAUGUUUUAAACUAAUGCUAUUGCAUGAUUUUUCUUCUUCUUUUGGCACUGAAAAACUGUUUUUGUCUGAUUACUUCAAAUAAAUCUGACAGAAGCAA